Messenger RNA from Symbiodinium natans, 996 nucleotides. The record is from the annotation of a GenBank genome assembly. Lineage: Eukaryota; Dinophyceae; Suessiales; Symbiodiniaceae.
AUGCGUUCUGGCAGAGUUGUGGUCCAAUCUGGGCACUUUGUGUUCGUCGUCUUGGUGAUGCUGUCUUACAUGCUGCUGCCUCGCUACGCCAACAACGGAAGUGACGCAGUGCCCGACAACGUCGUCGCCCUGUUGUUCUUUCCUGUCUAUUCUGCCUUUAUGAUCUCCUACCAGCUGCAGUCCACCGUUGCGGUUGCCUACUUCGCUGGCUUCUCACUGGUCGUCCUUAUUGUUUUCAUAUCUCCACAAUCUGCAGAGAAUGGGUACCCGUCGGAAGGAGUAGCCUUCAUGGGGUACAGCCUUAUUUUCGUUAUGAAAGGCUUCAUUGGCGAGCGCAGCCUCAGAAGCCAGUUCAAAGCCAGACAAGCCAUUGACAUUUGCAAGACGCGCAUCGAGGGGAUUCUGGACUCCAUGAUGCCCAAGCUGGUCAUCAAUGAGCUGCAGCGAGCGUCGCCUGAUGAUGCGUUGCCGUCGCACCAUUACUUUCGGGCCACCGUGGUGCAGUCGGACCUGGCUGGAUUCACGCGCCUGGCCGGCUUGAAGAGCCCCGAGGAAGUCGUGCGCACCAUUUCACACCUGUUCGGCCUUUUCGAUGAAGAAGCUGACCGCCUGGGCAUCUACAAGGUAGAGACCGUCGGCGAUGCAUAUAUUGCAGGUCAGGCUGAACCUCCACUGACAGAGGAGAACCGGCCUCCUAGCGUCAUCGACUUCGGGCUCAGCAUGGUGAAGGCCACGCAGGAGUGGGCCAAGGAGACAGGUGAAGACAUCCAGUGCCGAGUGACAUGGCCAACAGUCCAACAGCUUGCGUGGCACUUCUUUCGGCGACAGCAGCGCUACCACCUCUUUGGCCUGCUGAUACAUCAGCUCGAGCUUUUGGAGGCCACCGCACCUCCAAACCGUGUCCAGGCUGGGCACUGGGCACUUGAGCUCCUUCACAUGGUGGGUGCUGUUUCGGACUUUAGGAUUUCAGGUUUAGCUGGCUGGCUCGGCUCUUAG